UUCCAUUUUCUCCUAAAAAUAACUGGGUAGCAGGCAGAUCUCGUCGGCAUCUUGUUUCAGUCCGGCAGUUGUAUAGAUCGACCGAGUAGAAAACUGGAAGAGGAAGACGAUGGCGACUAUGAAGUUGGGCUCUAAGCCAGAAAUCUUUGUUCUGGAAGGCCUCACAUGGAGAUGCAUGACGGAGCUGGAGAGCGAUGUUGUCGUCGAGGUAGGAGAAAUGUCGUUCUACCUCCACAAGUUCCCGUUGCUGAGCCGGAGCGGCGUGCUGCAGCGGAUGAUCAGCGAGUACCAGGCGCCGGAGGAGGGCGGCGGCAUGUGCACGCUGCAGCUGGACGACAUCCCGGGGGGCGCCAAGGCGUUCGAGCUGGCGGCGAGGUUCUGCUACGACGUCAAGAUCGAGCUGAACGCGCUCAACGUGGUGUGCCUCCGGUGCGCCGCCGAGUACCUGCGGAUGACGGACGACUACGCCGAGGGCAACCUCAUCACGCAGGCGGAGUCGUUCCUCGCCGACGUGCUCGCCAACUGGAAGGACUCCAUCAAGGCGCUCGAGACGUGCGAGGGCGUGCUCCCCACCGCCGAGGACCUCCACAUCGUGUCGCGCUGCAUCACCGCGCUCGCCUCCAAGGCCUGCGCCUCCGACGCCGCCGCCGCCAAGAGCGCCAGCCACGACGCGCUGUGGAACGGCAUCGGCUCGGGGGGCACGCCGCGCGGGGCCGGGGCGGCGGCGUGCUCCGGGAUGGACUGGUGGUACGAGGACGUGUCGUUCCUGAGCCUGCCCAUGUUCAAGCGGCUGAUCCAGACGAUGGAGGGGAAGGGGAUGCGCGCCGAGAGCAUCGCCGGCGCGAUCAUGUUCUACGCUGGGCGGUUCCUGCCGGGCCUGAAGCGGAACACCAGCUUCAGCAACGCUAGCUUCGGCGGCGACUGCGGCGCCGGCAGCCGCAGCAUCACGCCGCGCGCCGCCAACGUGUCGGCGCCGUCCGAGGGCGACCAGAGGUACUUCCUGGAGGAGAUCGUGGCGCUGCUGCCAGCGAAGAAGGGCGUCGCGUCCACCAGGUUCCUGCUCGGGAUGCUCCGCACGGCGAUGCUCCUCCACGCCAGCCCGCUGUGCCGGGAGAACCUGGAGCGGCGGAUCGGUGCGCAGCUGGAGGACGCCUGCCUCGACGACCUGCUCGUCCCCAACCUCGGAUACACCGUCGAGACGCUGUACGACAUCGACUGCGUGCAGAGGAUCCUGGACUACUUCAUGUCGUCUACGGACGGGCUCGGGACAGGGUACACAUCGCCGGCGGUGGCGGAGGAGAGCAGCCAUCUGGGGGCACCCAACGCCGGGAGCCCCUCGUCGCUGUCGCCGAUCACCAUGGUGGCCAAGCUCAUGGACGGGUACCUCGCCGAGGUGGCGCCCGACACCAACCUCAAGCUGCCCAAGUUCCAGGCGCUCGCCGCCGUGGUACCGGACUACGCGCGCCCGGUCGACGACGGCAUCUACCGCGCCAUGGACAUAUACCUCAAGUCGCAUCCGUGGCUGUCGGAGUCGGAGAGGGAGCAGCUGUGCCGACUGAUGAACUGCCAGAAGCUGUCGCUGGAGGCGUGCACGCACGCGGCGCAGAACGAGCGCCUGCCGCUGCGGGUGGUGGUGCAGGUGCUCUUCUUCGAGCAGCUCCGCCUCCGCACGUCCAUCGCCGGCUGGUUCUUCGUGUCCGGCAACGCGGCGGCCGGCGGCGACGGCGCGCAGCCGCACCCGGGGGGCAACGCCAUCGUGCCCAAGGGCGCGGCGGCGGCGGCGGCGGCCGGCCAGUCCGAAGCCGACGCGGACGCGGACGAGGGGAAGGGGAAGGACCCCCCCGCCGAGGCCAUCACCGACGUGAAGGCGAGGGUGUCGGAGCUGGAGAAGGAGUGCCAGAGCAUGAAGCAGGAGAUCCGGCGGCUGGGGAGGCCGAGGAGGUCGUGGAGACUCCUCACCCGGAAGUGCGGGUUCGGGACCAAGGUGCAGCAAGCGCAGCCCGCCAUGAGCGGCAAAUAGGAGGCGCCUCAGGCCUACCGCGAAGUAUUCAAAUCUCAAAGCGUAUUCCGGCUAGAAUUUUGCUCCUUGUUUACAAAGUAGUACUAUGUUAAUCUUGAGAUCUACACUAGACUAUGUUAGUCUUUGGGCCUUUGCUGUCUAGUUUUUGAAAUGCAAUAAGAUGUUCAUGCUUCUCAUAGCUAGGAUAAUAAGCUAGUUUUGGCUUUGAAUGGAGUCGUUCAAUGCGUAUGUGAUUUCUGAUGUGCUUUUCAAGAACCUUUAACACAGUCAUGUGAUGUGUAUUGUUGAUGUAUUUUUCAGGGAUUUGUUCUUUACAUAUAUAGCAAAUAAAAUGAUAAAUAGUUAGUUCAAACCAACCGAUU
Oryza brachyantha (malo sina) is the source of this 2382-nucleotide messenger RNA. Its product is annotated as BTB/POZ domain-containing protein At5g03250-like. The transcript has 4 exons. Gene Ontology annotation, molecular function: protein binding. NCBI's taxonomy places the organism in Eukaryota, Viridiplantae, Streptophyta, Magnoliopsida, Poales, Poaceae. Bases 110 to 2020 code for a protein of 636 amino acids. The record is from RefSeq and is a predicted model, not a curated record.